Lucilia sericata (common green bottle fly) is the source of this 1674-nucleotide messenger RNA. Its product is annotated as probable serine/threonine-protein kinase cdc7. The record is from RefSeq and is a predicted model, not a curated record. Gene Ontology annotation, molecular function: RNA binding. The transcript has 4 exons. Bases 300 to 1523 code for a protein of 407 amino acids. NCBI's taxonomy places the organism in Eukaryota, Metazoa, Arthropoda, Insecta, Diptera, Calliphoridae.
AGCACGAGAAAAAAUCGUAAAAUCUAGAAAAAACUAUAGAAAAAUAUUAAAGUGAAAAACUAAAUCAAUAAAGUGCAAAAUAAAAAAAAUAAAUAAAACACUUUAAAAAAUUUAUAAGCAAAAAGAGUGAGAAACUCUAAAAAAUUUACUAAAGUGUAGAAAGAAAAUUGGAAAAGAGCAUAUUUGAAAUUUAAUAGUUUAAGAGGAAUAAACUUAAAGGGAAAUUGAAAAAAUUAUAAAGAGCAGCCAAAGCAGCCAGAAAAGCAAAACAAAAUUUUCAUAAUUAAGAAGUUAACAUAAUGUUAAGUUCGCUUGAUGCAUUAGCUAGUAAAAUAUCACCUGGCUCAGGAAACAAAUCUCCGUCCCAGCAGCAACUACAACAACAGCAACAGCAAACAACUCAACAACAGUUGUCACCAACAACUUACUAUCAACAGGAGUGCAUAGACAAUCAACAGCAGCAGCAGCAAUCAUCUCAUACUCAUUCUUUACGUUUAAACGGUAAUCAUUACAAUGUUGGUGGCUUGGAUAGCAAUGGAAACAAAUUAUGUCACAUCACUCACAAUACCAUACAUCCCUAUCACAAACAACCGAAUUCACCAAACGGCAGCCACAGUAACAACAACAACACCAGCAGCAACCACCACCAUCACCACAAUCAUAGCACGAACCUUGCCAACAGUUUGCUGCAACAGCAAACAAAGUUGGCAACGUAUACAACAUCAUCGACCCCACCAACGACACCGCUAUCGGCCUCAUCUCUCUCACCCCAAGAAUGCCUGCAACAACAACAUGAAUUGUUUCAACAACAGCUGCAACAACGUCAACAGAGUUUGCAACAACAGCAGCUGCAGCAUCAACGCCAACAACAAUCACUAUCGUCAGCUCCAUUGUCGCCAACAACAACAUCCUCCCAUUCAUACGAUGAAAAUGAUUCCCAGCAUGAGUUUAGCAGUUGUCUGAAGGAAAAUGCAUUUGGUAUGAGUGAUAAAAGUAGUACAACCAAUAGCCUACCGAAUAGUCCAAUACAUAGUAACAACAAUAAUACAUCGCUGUUGAAUAACAACAAUACCAGCCUCUGCAAUCACAAUAUACCCAACAACAAUAACAACAACAAUACUAUCAUCAGCAACAAUAAUAAUAACAACAACAACAAUAAUACAUGUAGUGCCAAUCGUAAUGUUGUCGAUGAUGACUCUUGUUUUCGCAUGGACGCCGAUACACCAUACGGUGAAAAGGAGCCAGAUCCAGACAAUAUUAAAAUGUUUGUUGGCCAGGUGCCAAAAUCUAUGGAUGAGGCUCAACUACGCGAAAUGUUUGAAGAGUAUGGUCCGGUGCAUUCAAUAAAUGUAUUGAGAGAUAAAGCGACUGGAAUUAGUAAAGGUUGUUGUUUUGUGACAUUUUAUACCCGCCGUGCUGCCUUAAAAGCUCAAGAUGCCCUGCACAAUGUUAAAACCUUAAAUGGGAUGUAUCAUCCCAUACAAAUGAAACCCGCCGAUAGUGAAAAUCGUAAUGGUAAGUGAAUUUUAUUUCUCUGUUUGUUUUACCAAAAACAAAGUCUAUAUUUUUAAGUUUAUGGGUACAAAUAGUCGUAACUUGAAAUGCAGAUAAAACAAAAAUCAGCAAAAAAAAAUUUUUCGACCAGCAUACAAAAUAUUCAUUUAUCUUUUAAAC